UUAUUAUUUGAUUUAUUAUCAGUAAAUUGGAUGAGACAACUCGAUCUGUUUACAAAGAAAAUGUGCGUGUGAAUGAGGCUCUGUGUUACCACAUGAAAGAAACAAGUGAGUUGGAAAAAGCUAAAGGGGAACUGGUGACCAAGAACAAGCAGCUAGAAGAAGGAAAAGAAUUGAAUGAUCUUCUUGUUCAAGAGAAAGUAGUGGAAGCCAGGAAACAGAAGAGCCAGAUCCGAGCGUUACAAGAGAAAGUAUCAAGUCUUGAGACUGCACUCAGCCACAUGGUGAAGGAGUUUGAGCGAGAACGCGAGAUUGUUGUCAGCAAGGCUUCCAUCGAGACCGAAUCCAGUAAAGUGGAGAUUGCUAAGCUACUGCGUACAGUUGAAAUGAGAUCGAAAGAAAUGAAUAAAGUGAAACGACUGGCAAAGGCUGUACUUGAUCAGAGGACUGAAAUGGAGCAGUUUUUCCUUGAUUCUUUGGAGCUUGUGAAGAAAGAGAUCAUUGCAAAUCGUGCUAAGUACCGUCGAGAUGCUGCAAUGGCAUACCACAGACGAAUGCUAGAUGCACAUGCUGGCAAAGUAGACUACCCAAAAAUAAGAACCUUCCGUAAUUCCGACACCAGCACCAAUAGUGUUUACAACGACCUGAAAGCGGCUGAAGAUUGGAGUGGACUUGGAGUCCAAUUGGAUCUUAAAGAUUUGACUUGGGAACAAAGAGAGCGCGUUCUCAGACUUUUGUUUGCCAAGAUGAAUGGAAAUAAAGUACGUCCUCACCCUCCGUCUGACGUUGGUCCAAAUAAAACAAGGUUAUCAUCUUCAAUUGAAAGGUUAGCUAUUGAAGGUCCGUCUGAGCAAGAUAAAACUUUUCUAACUCAAGCCCACAUGGAUGGUUCAAUGGAACGUAAUAUCAUACCCGCUAUCACUGCAUCAGCAGGUUCAAUAAAAGCCAAUAUUAUCCCUGAUAUUGGAGCGUCAACAAAAGAUACACAGCAAGAGUUGGCACUAGUCUCAUAAAAUCUGAACAUGGGACUCAAAACCAAGCAAAAUUAAAGACUAAAUCAUAUUCCAAUUCAUAAAU
This is a messenger RNA of Anneissia japonica, 1074 nucleotides long. Its product is annotated as basal body-orientation factor 1-like. The record is from RefSeq and is a predicted model, not a curated record. Lineage: Eukaryota; Metazoa; Echinodermata; Crinoidea; Comatulida; Comatulidae.